AAUACUUUUAAGAUUUUUAUUUCAAUUAAAAAAUAUUCAGGUGAAACCUCUCACGAAAUCAAAAUGCCUUAUAAUAAUAAUGACGAGAUGGAUGGAGUACACUACUAAUAAUAAUAUACGUAUUAUGUACAGCAAGCUGGGUUCAGUCCACGUGGUAGGGAAUUGCAGGCAUUGAUAAGGUGGGUUCAUAUGCCGCCGGGACCUUAACUCAGAAAAAAGUAACCACUAAAUGAGCGCCAUCUCAGAUCAUUACCGCCAAAAAUUUGCCUAUCAAAACCGAACACCAUUUCCUCAGCCGGCCCUGAAACUGAAACUGGGAGUGCUACCCUGCUUGACCAUGAUAAGUUUUCGAUUGAAAUUGAUCAGAUUCUUGAGGGUUUAGGAAGAAAUUCCUUCCAGAAUUUGGGUUGACGUUAUGGUAGGAUUAGUACUAGUAGCUUCUUCUUGCUUCAAUAACAGCCAGUUGUUGUUAAUGGGCAAUCCGCCGUGGCUGUGGAGGCGCCGGAGAGUGCUGUCACCAGAGUGGCAAUGUGGGGUUUUGAGGGGCCAAACAAAGCUGAACCCAUCCAUGAAUUUGGUUGUGAAGGGGCAAAUGGUGAACCCAUCAACUUAUUCUUCCAGAAUCUCCACCGAUGUCCCUCUCUACGAAAUUCCCGGGGUAUAGUCUUCUAUUUGUAUACCUGAAUUGCGCAUUAUAUUUUACUGAUUGGAUAUUUGGAAUGCAACUUAUGAAUUAUGAGGUUUCAAUCAAUAUGCUGCAGGCUACUUUUGAUCAGUAUCUAGAAGAUAAACCCAGAGUUUUUAGAGCCAUAUUUCCUGAUAGAAGAAGAAGCCGGCAACUCAAUGAGGAAGAAUGGAGAAUCAAUAUGCUACCCAUAGAGUUCCUCUUCCUAACAGUCAACCCUGUGAUUGACAUGAGAGUCAGGUACAAGUCUCAAGGGAUCGACUAUCCACCUGGGGUUCCUAGGGAUAUUCCUGGGAUUGUUGAGCUUCAAAUUAUUAGAUGGGAGCUUCGGGGACUAGAUGAUGUGCUAAAGCCAUCUCAUUUUAGCCUCAGUGUAAAUGGAGUACUUUACCCUGAACGGAGGGGAGCUCGUAGCAGGCUCAAAGGCAAACUAGAAAUGAGCAUAAGUUUCAUCCUUCCAGCUGCACUCUCUCUUAUUCCUGAAGAAGUUCGCCGUGAAGUUGCAGAGUCGGUUCUGAGGAGAUUACUGGAUAACAUGAAGACCAAGGUCAACGGUAGCUUGCUCUCUGAUUACAGUGCAUUCAAGAGGGAAAAAUCCAUCAAGUUGGUAUAAGUUUGACCUGGUAAUUAACAUUAGCUGUGUACUACCGUAAUACUUCGAGAAUAGGACUGCGCAGAGGUGGCCUUAGUAUUGAAGGACAAUGUAUAGGAAGCAUCUAUCCUUCUCUAACUCCAAAAAAUGUUGUAUCCAAAACACUUAGUUGAGAGAAAUUAGGUGCCUGUGAGAAUGGUAAAUCAAAUUGUUUUGGAUCAAUGAGAACUGCAAUUGUGUAUACUUUCUGUGUUUCCCUAUUCUUGAAGUCCUAUGUUGCUUAGUAGAACUUGAUUCGGAUUAUCAAGAGGCAACAAAUUUUUCUCCUUUUUUGCUGCGAUUCGGCAUUGCACAACGGUGGAUUCAAAAGUUCUGUUAUUG
Messenger RNA from Oldenlandia corymbosa var. corymbosa, 1658 nucleotides. The record is from the annotation of a GenBank genome assembly. Lineage: Eukaryota; Viridiplantae; Streptophyta; Magnoliopsida; Gentianales; Rubiaceae.